Thalassophryne amazonica is the source of this 6321-nucleotide messenger RNA. RefSeq names its product structural maintenance of chromosomes flexible hinge domain containing 1 (gene smchd1). Gene Ontology annotation, cellular component: chromosome. NCBI's taxonomy places the organism in Eukaryota, Metazoa, Chordata, Actinopteri, Batrachoidiformes, Batrachoididae. Gene Ontology annotation, biological process: chromosome organization; double-strand break repair. The record is from RefSeq and is a predicted model, not a curated record. Gene Ontology annotation, molecular function: ATP binding; protein binding.
GUGUGUUACCGCGUAUGUUGAGAGGAGGAGGCGAGCGUGUGGACAAAUCCAGACAGUCGUGUGUGCGCUGUUUUUGAGUUAAUGUGACGCAGGGACAAAAGCAAAUCAGUUACACAGCGGCAGUUAGAUCAGUUAUCGCUGCAGCAGAGAAAAAUGUCGAUUUCGGGGUGUCGGAGUCUCUCCGCAUCCUUCCAGGACCGAGGACAUCAUCGAAGGAUCCAUGUUUACGACUGCCGCUUUCAAAAUAGAAGAGUUACGGAGAAAGUACUGGAAGCGAGUGGUUUGGAUUUUAACGACUUCCUUCAAGAGUUACACAGGGAAUUUUCUCUCACUUCACUUGAAACAUUUGUCCUGACCACAACUGACAGAACAGUCCUGGAUUUUGACAAGUUUGAAGAGCUUGAAGAUGGCGCCACCCUCCACUUGCUGCAAACAGAAGACCAAGCUCUGCCGCAGGCUACAGAGGAGCGUGUUAAUUUUCUUCCUCAUUAUGAUACAUUGGUCAAGAGUGGCAUGUAUGAGUAUUAUGCUAGUGCAGGCCAGAACUCUUUACCAUAUUCGCUUGCUGAGUUGGUGGACAAUGCACUUACUGCCACAUCUAAGAAUAUGGGCAUGAGGACACUUGAGAUUCGAAUGCUGUUUGAUGAGACGGUUGGAAAAUCUGCAGUGAUUGUCUUAGACAAUGGAUGCGGGAUGACAUCUAAGAAGCUCAACAAGUGGGCGAUAUACAGACUGUCGAAAUUUGCCCAGAGAAACAAUAGUUCUGAGAGUAUGGAAGAGGUGUAUAAACGGCCUGGUCCCGUCCCUCGUAGUCUCAACAGUGAUAUAUCCUUUUUUGGAGUAGGAGGAAAACAAGCUGCUUUCUACAUUGGAAAUUCAGUCAGGAUGAUCACCAAAUCCAUACAUUCUCCAGAUGUUCACGAGAUGAUGCUCUCAGCAGACGAUUUUGAAAGAAAAGCAAAGAACAAACAGGAUAUUUACAGUGGAAUCAUCCUAAACAGAAAACCUGGAGAUUUCUCACAUGUUCAACUUCAGGAUGAGCGCUUUCUUCAGGAUCUCAUUAAGGAGGAAAAUGGGAAGGACAGCUUCACUGCUGUUGUCAUUACAGGAGUAAGACCUGAGCAUAUCGAUUUCCUAAAAAAUUCCUUUGAAGUGUGGACCAGAAAGCUUGCUCACUUAUAUCAUUACUAUAUUCAUGGACUUGGUGGAAAUAACUUGAGAAAAAGCUCCACAAGCACUGACCAGCUUCCUAAACUUGACAUUCUGAUCACUUUGCGAGAGAAGCCUCCCAGAUGUCCUCGUGUGAUAAAUCUCAAGGAAAUUGACAAUGACAUGCAGUCUCUUUACAUAAAUGCUGCUGAAGAUGCAUUUGAGUUUCGAGCUGACACCGAAAAUGAUGGUACAGUGGAAGGAGUACUGAGGUACCAUCCUUUCCUCUAUGAUAGGGAAACCUAUCCUGAAGAUCCUGAUGCAGACCAGGCACCUCCUGAUGAUGACAGCUGUGACAGUGAUUCAGAGGUUGUGCAUCAAGCAAGAGGGAAAAAAGCCGUAUUUGAAUGUUUUUGGAAUGGAAGACUCAUACCUUACACUGCAGUAGACAAGUUUGACUGGUGCACUCGGCCAGCUAAAGGAUCAAAGGUGCCUGCAGAGUGUUACAGUCGGUUUUCAGGGGUGCUUUUCACAAAUGACAAGUUUCAGGUCACCGCAAACAAACUCACUUUCAUGGAUCUGGAGCUAAAACUGACGAGCAAGAAGACUAUCUUCACACGUGUUGUUAAUGGACAGAAACAAAGGAGCAACAUUGAAAAGGACUUUACCCAGUGGCUCAACAAGUGUCAUGAGACACUGGACAAGCAAGUGCAUUUCUUGGGUUUUAAGGAGAUCAUAACACGUACAGACGUGCCCACGAAGAAAAUGCAACAUCCCUGGGCAACGUUCUCAUCCAUUGAAUGGCAUGGAAAAACAUACAGAACGGGUGAUCGUGUGAAGUCCCAAAAAACACAGCCUUUUUAUGGUACUGUGGUUCAGUUUUUGCUGUAUGGACCAUAUGAUGGAGAUGUCUUUGCUACAAGGGGACAAGUUGAAGUGGCUCCGGAACCUAGAGUACUUUACGAUAAGAACAAAAUCAUACCCAUAUCCAAGAUUGACAGGACAGCCACGGGUGAUGCUAUCAAACAAAACAUUGACAGUGACCUUGCCAAGCUUCCAGAUACACUGAGGGUAGAAUGGCAAGGUGUUGAUGCCUGGCCAAAUGAUGCUGUACGUCCAGCUGGUACUCCGCUAGGACCACUCAAAGUCGAUAUUCUGAACAAGAAAGGAGAGGUGUUGCACAAAAUGCCAAAAAUCGGACAAGGACCACAAAAAAUCCUGGCAGUGCAGCUCAAAGUUGUCUUACACGGUCCUAAGGGUGAUCAAGAGAUUGUCUCUCACAUUGCCCAGCGUUCCCCGAAAUGGGGUCACUGGUUCAAAGUCAUGACUAAUCUGACUAACCUGGGGAAGUAUACGCUCUCUCUGAACACUAUACUGAAUGAAAAUAAUGCCUCAGUCUGUGGAGAAAUUCAGCUUCCAAGCACUGAACUUAAAUUCACCAUCAGAGAGGGUUGUGCUGAACGGUUCAUCGUGGGUCCAGUGAACACCAAUAUUCAAGUAGGAGUACCUUUUGACAUUCCAUUGGAACUAAAGGAUGAAUAUGGACACUCAGCUGAGCCUCCCGCUAAUCUUAAACCUGUACUUGAAUCCAGGUGGUUACUCUUGGGUUGUUUUGUGAUUGAACUCUGUCUUCCACACACCCUGCGUGUGAUGCCAGAAAAAAACCCUGUCAAAGUGGAGAAUGGAAACCCUGUCAGGUUUAAUUUUGAAUACCUGAUGAGAAUGGAAACACCACACAUCAGCCACAAACUGAUUGUCCGCUGCCAGCUUCUAGACUUUUCUCCAGUACUAACUGACUGUAGCAGCGCAGGCUCUGGACAGAUGGUGACAAAGCCAAUAAACCUAAAUAUGCUCAAGGGAGAACCACAAGUGGUCAAAGUUAGAUUUGAUGUCCCUAGUCAAAACAACAUACCUUUGGUUGUGAAGGAGCUGAAGGUUAUGCCCAGCAGUAGAGUAUGCCGUAUGGAGCUCUUUCAGGAGGAUGAAGGGAAUCUAUUGCUGAGGGACAAAGAAAGAAUUGAAUGGUUGGCUGGAAGCUUGCUGGAAAACCUGUUUAAAAUGUUAAUGAAGGUGGGUGAAGAAGUGCCUUUACGGAUGACUAUUGUUUCUGUGAAUAAGGUUAACUGGACUGCCGAUGUAAACGUGAAUGACCUGGUUCAGGGAAAAUUGCCUGAUGUGCAGGUACCGACAAAUGUGACGGAAGAGCGCUUUUACCAAGUGUCUUACCAGGACCAGACGGUGUCUGUAUCCUUUACUAUCGUGCCUUGUCCAGAUGAAGCUAAAUACCUACAAGUUACACCAACUGAAAGGACUGUGAGUUUUGGAGAAACUCUACCCGGAAACAUCAUUUUGGAGUUGGUGGACAAGUAUCAUAAUGUAACAAAAACAUUAGACUCCACCUGUGUCAAGCAGCUCACUGUCAAAGCAGAGGAUCUGGACACAUCAGCUUUAAUCUUUACAUGGCAGGAGAGCAGCAGUUCUGUUGUGGUGUCUGGAGUACGCUUCCUCUCAGGGAUACCUGGUUCCAGAGAGAUGUGCUUCACUUUGAAAGGUUUUGUGGCAUCUGUCCCGGUAAAAGUGACCCCUGGGCUCCCUGCACAGCUUAAAUUAGUUAGUGGGCCAGGGCAGCCUUUGCAGGUACUGAAUGAACAUGCUAUCGCAACACCCUUUGUCAUCCAACUUUGUGACCAGUGGGGAAAUCCCUCACCUGACCAGAGGGUUGUGGUUGAAUUGAAGUCUUCAUCCUCUGCACUGAAGGUGGUGACAAAAGCGCUUUCACAACCUGUGAACACAGAAGGAAAAGCAACUUUCCUUAUUAAUCGAGUGAGCGGACCUUUUGGGGAGUAUGAACUGCAGUUUAAGGGUUCCUUCAACGAGAAGCCCAUCCCUGUUCUAUCAGUGAAGCUCACUGUUACUCCUGACCCAUACAAACCUGUCAGGUUGCAAGUGGAGUACGACACUACUGUAAAGUGUACAGUUGGGAAAACCUUCCCAGUGUUUUCUGUGAUUGUGGUGUCUGAGGAGGGAAGCCCUAUUCGGGGAAUUGACCCCAGAGCUGCUUCUAUGUCGUUGUGGAAAACAAGAGGUUCAGGAAAAACUCCUCCACAGAAUGCCAUGGAGCUGAUGUGUAGUAAACCCCUGGCCAGUGAAAAGGAUGCGUUUUACUUCAGAGAUAAAGUUAUCCCAGAAGAAGCCGGAAAGUACACCAUCCAGUUCUCUCUACGUAUAAUCAAAACAAAGGUCUUCUAUAGUGAGCAGAUGGUAAUAAAUGUGGUGGCCAGUCAUCCUGUCAAGCUGGCACCUGACAGUCUUCCACCCACCCCAGUUGUUUCCAACGAUGUCGAUCCCAACCGUACCUUGGUUGAAAAUAUGAAUCUUUGGAUAAUGGAUACUUAUGGAAACAGCACAGGGGCGGAACUUCAGGGGAAAGUGGUGGUUUUGAUAAAGCAGUCUGGGGAAGAUGAUAAAAGUUUUCCUUUGUUUGAAGGCCGAACCAAUACCUUUGAAUUGAGUUUGUCGGAGGGAAAGGCCCAUGUCACUCGGCUUGCUAUCAUGAAGAAUAGCCCUGGUCAGGAUGGAAGCACAUACAUCCUUCAGUUCAAGCCUGAAGUCCCAACACUUUCCACGCCCCUGGCUCCUUUUGAGCUUCCUUUCCAUUUUUACAAUGAUGCCGAAAAACAACAAAAAAAUGCUGGAACUCAAGACAUGUUUUCUGCAUCAAGUGACCUUCUUAAAUUGUUGACCAGCCAACACGAUGAUGCAAAGAACAAAGAGGUUGUCCUCAGAACUGAGCUUAACAAAAGGAACGUGAACAUCCCACAGUCUGCCUCUAUCACUGGUAUUGACAAACUUGCAAGAGAGAAGACUGCUGAAGUCGCAAAGGUCAUGCGUUUACCCAGAAGAGUCUGCACCCUCCCUGAUCCUUUCAAAGGGCACAAAGAUACAUUAGGAAUGGUUGGACACUUGGCAUUUGUGGAGGACGAGGAUGCUGCACGAGUCAUCUCAUGGCAUCUCAUGGGUGACAUGGAUUGCAUUAUCACCAAAACAUUAGCAGCAGCAGAGGAGAUUUACUAUAAAUCCCAGGGCAGGCAGCAAGUUAUGCCUCUUGACAACAUCUUUGUGUCUGCUGAAAGACCUCUGCCGCACCUCAGGAAUGGCUGUCUGUUUAAUCCUUCUGGGAAUCCAAUGUAUGCCAGAGAUCUCCUGAAGUUUCCUCAGAAUGAGGAGGCCUGUAAGAUGGUGUUCAGAAACCUGCUUGGUGAAACAAUUGUAAUUGAUGACCUACAGUCUGGAAACAUUUACAGAAAAACGGCUGUGCAGAAUGGGGUAUCAUGUGGAACCAUUCUUACCAGGCAGGGGGAGAGGAUCAGCGCUAAGGGCAAGUUUGGUGGCACAAGUAGCAAAGCCCCCACCAUUGAAGGAUUACGUGGGGUGUUUGGAGCGCCGUUUCCAAAAGUCUACAACACUCUAAAACAACAAAUAGAUCUGUUGCAACAAUACCGCACACUCUUAGAAAAGAAAGAUUUGGCUAAGAAGGAGUGCGAUGAACAUAUCCAGAAGCUAAAAUCGCCCGAUAUGUUAAGAAAGGAGGAGGAGAUGGAGGAGCAAAAGAGGCAGCUGGAAGAGAUCAGUAAGCAGCUCGGAUCCAACAUUGCCAGACAAGGGAAACGGAGUCACGGAGAAGCCAGCAAAACUUCAGGUGUCUCAGCAAAGAGGCCAAGGCAGAGGUCGAAGUGAGACAAAGAGUUGUACCCAUUUAUUUUUUGAUGCUCAUCAUCUGCUCCUAAUUUUUCAUUUUAAUGAUCUGUUCAUACUGUUUGGUACUUGUUCCUGAACUUUUUUUGCAGUGCAAUCUCAUAUACGUAUAUAAUGUUUUAAAUGUUUUAUUAAAAAAGCCUGUUUUAAUUGUUUCUGUUGCAUACUAUCUGUUGAUAAGUAGUGGUAUCACAGGUCCACAGCAUCUUAAUAGGGCACCGCAGUCUCGUUUGAACCCUGCGUGAUACUGGAGGAUUUGACUAUUUAGGGGGACCUCACCUCCGUUGUGCAAAAUAUACACAGCAUAACUUCACACGGAUAAAUGGUGUACUUUUUUGUUUUCGGCUGCAAUCACCGAAGCAGUUGCGCAAAGGUUUUUUUUUUCGGUUCCCAGUGGAGACUAAAAGGUGAGGCAGA